Messenger RNA from Eremothecium sinecaudum, 1212 nucleotides. RefSeq names its product S-adenosylmethionine-dependent methyltransferase. The coding region runs from base 1 to 1212 and encodes 403 amino acids. The record is from RefSeq and is a predicted model, not a curated record. Lineage: Eukaryota; Fungi; Ascomycota; Saccharomycetes; Saccharomycetales; Saccharomycetaceae. The transcript has a single exon.
AUGUUUGACCCACUGGACUUUAUUAGCAGUGUUUCCAAUUCGCAUACUCAUACUGUAGAUGAUGGUGUGAUAUGUGUACAACAUAAGCUGCAAACUAAACAAGCAGGUCUUUUGUCAGAUAGUAACGCUUCUAAUGGUCCACGUUUGAAUGUCCCGCCGACGCCUCCGGAGUCAGAUAUGUCCCCAAUCUCGGUACUAGACUUGCCGUCUCCCAACCUUGCUGAUCCUAAUGUGAUUUAUGGUGUCCUCCAGCUCUUGCAACCGGAUACACAGGUCAAUUUCAGCAAUGAGCAGCAAGACGGUAACAAUGACUGGAAGUACGUUAUUAGUGAAAAGAAUAUGUCAGAAACUACACUGUAUGCAAUCAUGAACUAUUAUAACAAAUUCAACAAUAAAGUCAUUUUUAAUUUUCAAACUCUAUGUACAAAGGUCCCAAUGUUACUUUCUCAGUUCGGUCCGGAGCUCAUCGGCUACUACAAUAAUAUUCUGCGCUACUAUGAAUCGUCGAAUGCUCCGCUCAAAAAUGAAAUUAUUGAACAGGCUAGCUUGAGAAUUUCUGAACAAUGCGGCAGAACUGCGCUUCCGGCUCUUACUAGGAAGUUCCACGUCGACGGGCUUUCACAUGAAAUAAAAUUGCAUGAACCAGCACUGACAAAUGACAAUCUUGGUCUUAAGACGUGGGGCGCAUCUCUAAUCCUUUCUCAGAAGAUACUGCAGAUUCAUUCACGGACUAAGGUACUAGAGUUAGGCGCAGGGACAGGACUGGUAGGAAUAUCCUAUGCAUUAUCGCACUCCGAGUCCAACUCCCAGAUUAUACUGACUGACCUUCCGGAAAUAGUCCCAAAUUUAAAAAAGAACAUUCGACUAAACGGCCUUCAAAAUGUGCAUGCGACCGUACUGGACUGGACAAAUCCAAAGUCGUUCUUAGACGAAUUCGGUGAAGAGAAAUUCGAUACUAUACUCAUCGCAGACCCAAUAUAUUCUCCAAAGCAUCCGUAUUGGCUCGUAGCCAUGAUCAAGAAAUUUCUAGCCAGUGAUGGAAUUGUGUAUCUUGAAGUCCCUAUUAGAGCAAAAUACAAGGCAGAGAGGGAGCUUCUAUGGAAUCUUUUAGACCUGAAUAAUUUGAAAGUCUUGAAAGAAGAGUACGAUGAUGGAUAUGACGAUUGGGGCAAAGUUCAGUACCUUUUCAAAGAAAUCUCCUUUGCCGAUUGA